Molecule: messenger RNA, 5628 nt
Organism: Acaulospora colombiana
Lineage: Eukaryota; Fungi; Glomeromycota; Glomeromycetes; Diversisporales; Acaulosporaceae
Source: the annotation of a GenBank genome assembly
AUGGCAAAAGACUUGGCAAACAACGAUCAAAAUUCAAAAUUAACAAAUUGGGAACCUUUCACUUCACGCGAAAAAUUGCAGGAAUUUUUGAAUUCGGAUAACACUGACGCUAUUCUAUAUCAAGGAAUAAAUAGAAUUCGAAAACAACUGACAGAUGAAAUUAGGAAAAUCAGGGCUGGGGAUAGUUCAACGGAUAAUCGAUCAUCAGCGAAGGGCAUAACAAAGCUCGAGACCCCCAUACUGGAACUUUUCUCUAAACUCGUUCAGUACACGUCGAUUAUUCCACCUUUGCGAUCGACCGGUACGAUACUGAUCCGUAGCAUCCUGAAAACUUACAUGAGGACGUUGGUUAAAACAAACGUUCUUGAAAAUAAGAACUUUGCGAACUUGAUAUUUAAAGGAUUGAUCAGGGAUCCGUUUGAGUUAGUAGACGAAGUUUUAACCAAAAUAUAUGAUUACGUGAUCGCUGAUAAAAAUAUCAACCGGACAACCAAAUUAUUAUUUUUCAACCACACCGUAUUAGGUCAGUGCAAUCCGGAACCACCGGAAUCAAAAAAUAUUAUUGCGGACGUGGUUCACCGAUUUCUAUUAUCGAUAUGUUGUAGUCCGGGCGUUGGAAUAUGUUUUCGUGAUCUCGGAUGGUACCCCGCAAACACUCCAUCCACACCUUCACACAACACCGAAAAAUCAACAAUAGAUAAGAAAACUCGGGUGCACAAUGUUAUAUUGUCUUCCUUCAUAAAUUCUUUAAACCCCGCAGAGGAUUUUAGGCAGAGAGAAUUACUCUUGAGAAUUUUAGAGGCCUGCCCAGAAUUGGUCCAAGUUCUGGAGAAAACGAAUAUACAUCCAGUAACACCGCCCAAGGUCAACACUGUUAUGGAGAACAUAUUGCCGCGAGUUUUUGGUCGUUCAACUUUAAGCAAAUGUCUCCUCAACAACAGCCCCUUGGUCAAUUACGAGACGAUGAUAACAUUGUGCAUAGCGUUUCAAAAGCUGGAUAAGGUUUUUCAAGCUUUCAGCAAGGUCAUUGACGAUUUGGAGGAUCUCGAUGAAGGUGCAGAUAGAGCUCCGGAGGAUACCAGACCGUCGUCUUUGUGGCGCGAAGCAAUUUCUCAGACGUUUGAAGAAAUGAAACGGAGAGUCCCUGAUAUUCAGGUCUUUCUCAAACAUCUCAGCCGUACAUUAUCAGACGGUCAAAAAAUUUCAACUCCCUCAAUGAUUGAUGAUGCUAACGAUGAACAGAUAAGAAAUGUAAUGUUACGGGAAGCGGUUUUGAAGAUACUCAAGUAUUAUCAUAAAUACUUACCCGAGGCCGUUGCAGAGUCAAAAUUCGACAUAAGCAAUUUUAUCCCGGCCAGCCUAAGCCAAAUCCAUUUGGGAACACAGCUUAACCUAUUGGAGUUGUUGAAUGUUAUUCCGGAUUUCAACUUUUCAAUUAAAUCAGAAAAUAGAUACUUGGCUACUUUUCUGAGUUUAUACAUGUGCACUCCUUAUUCCCAGAUUCGUUCGUCUACGGAGGGUGUUCUUGAAAAUCUUCUUUCAAGGUCGAUUAUCUUUCAGCACGAUCCGUGUGAAUUAUCUAUUUGGCUUGAAUCGCUACCGCGUAUUCUGCCAGAAGACAAGAGUGUUAUUGAGUUUGAGGAACAGCUUUCUGUCGUGCGGUUUCUCGACGAAAGUAUUGAGAUUUUUCUCAAAGACCCGUUUCCUUAUAUUGAUGAGCUAGGCCAAAUUAUACUUCGUGGAGCGUCAGAAAAUAGCGGCGGCGAAUUGAUCGAGUCUGGCGUAAUGGAAGUUGAUAAUGACACCAACACCUUAUUGCGAGAAAAAUUGAGUAGAGCUCAUGGUGCUUCUGGAAAUCCACCUCUUCAUUAUCCUUUUAGUCCGCUGCUAGUCGCCUUGAUUCGUCAAUAUCAAAAAAAAAAAGAUGACCCGAACAUCGACUAUGUUGACAUCGGUGAUUCAAAGAAUCCUCGCAGGAAAGGGCAUUGGAACGUUGCGGAUUAUGUUGGGAACAUCGAUACCUUCUUCCAACACUAUGCAACUUUAAAAAGGUCAUGUCUUGAUAUAGAACCCAUCGAGGAUGGAGAUACGACUAUGCUUAAUAAAGAGGAAUCAAAGGCAAAAGAUCUGUGUCAAACAAUUCUUAAAGAUACAAAUCCCACCAUCUUGGAAACUGCCAAGAUCAAAUUUCUCGAGUUGAUGUCGAACAUACCGGUCUCCAUCCUAAAUCGUCAUCUCAUGGAUUUACUAAACUAUUGCAAAAAUACCCUUGGAUGGGUCAAAUUUGAGCCAAUUAUAAGAUACCUGAAUUACAGGCUACCCAGUUGUGGUAGCCUUUUUGAACUCGAAGAUGUCAAAUCGAUCCUGAAUGAAGCUAACCCAGAGAGAUCUACUAAAAAUUGUGACACCAAGAUGGAUCUUAUUGACGAAGAAAGUUCGCAGAGAUUUUUAAUUGGAUCUUUACUUGAACUGUUUUCCUUCUCCGAUCUUCUUACAAACGCUAUGUUUCACAUGGACAACCCGUCAAUAAAAGAGAUUUUACGAAAGGCCCUAUCUUCUUGUCCGCCAAACCAUCUCCUUCUCUCCGCUCGUCACUUAAUGCUAUACGUUGAUUGCAUCUUUAAUAAUCCCCUUGACGAGAAUGUGUCAGCACUGAAAUUUUGCUUCGACUUACUCACCGAGCUCGUUACGCGAGUGGUAAACGAUUCCAUAAUAGAGGCAGGGUUCAUAUCUGAUUAUAUCAUCGAAUUGAUCAAUGCGAGUAUUUCAGAGAUAAUAAUUAAUCCAAUUUCAUCGAAUAUCGCGAAAAGGAGAAGCUCAAAGACAGCAAAAUACCUCGGCGAAUUCAGGGAGAUUCUUUUGAACAAAGUCUCGAACGUAAUAAAGGGCAUAGAAUCUGGUGUCAUUCCUUUGGAUGCGCUCUCAGAAAAUAUGGGGUUCACGCUUUCCGCUUUUGUCAGCGUUUUGAAGGCAUCCGAGUUAUCACAAAUUCUGCUGCCUCUCGUGAAUAUGGAUAUAAGCAAGAUUGCUGCGUGCUCGUCAGAGGAAGCCGCCAUGAGUCCAUACAUAAUCUUUUUGUCUCGUGUGUUGAGCGCGAUCUCUCACUAUAAUUUGAGAAAAGUUAUCAACGAAAUCAUCCUUGGAAAGCUCAAUCAUAUUUGGCAAAUUCACCCGUCCCGUGAAAUGGAGAAUAUUCUGUUACGAGUGGUGGAGGUAUGUCUUCCUCCCGGACUCGUAAAACCGAUCGAUUCGACAGAUCUUCGGAUGAUGCGGUCAUACUUACCGCCAUCCUGGACAAAGAAUUUCGAUAAAGGUCUAGCGCGAGACGUGCUUGGAAACCUCAACGACACUAGAUCUCGAAUAUUGGCAGUUCUUCUGGUAAUCGAUUCGGAAAUUAGACUCGAGUUUGUUUCAAAGGUGCUCGAAACGCCAACAUUAUUGGAUCCCUUGGCCAUGGAUGACAUCUUGAUGAUAGUGUCCACAUUCCUUAAGGUUGUCGCCAUGAAGUCGGAUCUAAGAUUUUCUUGGUCGUCAACAGCGACACAUGAUGACCAACGGUUAGUUUUCUCGCUUUCUGAACAAUAUGGAUGCCAAUUCUUCCACCAAAUAGCGGUAUCUCAGAUGUUGAAGGCGAUACCUUCCGAGUUUUCCAUUGCAACAUGCGCGUUCUUGUGUUUGAGUCCAUCUUUAAAAUUAAUCGGUGCCAUCGAAAAUUUAAUGGUGAAUGGAUCGUCAAAUAACGAUAUGUUUAAUGUUGAUUGUUUGAGCGUUUUAGAUUGUUACCUUGAAAGGAACCACGGAGACGUGGAUGAGUCAAAUCUCAAACGUUUUCUCUCUGACCUCUUACAUCAAUCUACAUUAUUUAUGGAAAAUGAUGUCUUCAAAAGAUAUGAUCGUGAAAUAUUAGUGUCACUUUUCACUAGGAUCGAUAAUUUGAUCAGAUUCAUACCCAGGAACGUCAAUUUGGAUGCUAAUAUCAUUGGUGAAUUCAUUUUUGUUCUCCUUGAAAAGAGGCUGGAAGAACCGAUUAUUUUAAAAUGUGUCGCAUCAUUGAUCUCCUCUGAAUACACCAAAGAGCAUCUACUCGGUCCUCCUUUGGACAGAGUCGUGGAAGCCAUCAUCAAUAACAGUCAAUUCAAAAGUUUGACCCGUAUCCCGAAUAUUUCUAAAGAGGCCGAAUCAUCAACUUUGCUAACAAGAAUAACAGUGUGCAGUUUGCUCAACGCAAUAUUCCGCACGAGCCCUGCGGUGUGUUGUAAGAGUUCGUUUUUGAGCUCACUUCUUGCGUGCUACGGCGCCUCGACCUCCUUGGCGGACCAAAUGCUCCUUGAAAUCUUCAUGCUGUACGAGAAAUCGAACAAUUCGUCAAUAGGUCCUUACGCCAUGAUUUGGGGUUCAGGUUCUAUUCGUCCGAUCGACCGACGUGGUCUUAUGGGACAAAAGAUUGUGGUCGAAUCAUUGGAUUUGAUAGAUCCCAUGAAAAUGAUGACCAGUUAUACACGCUUUCCGAUUGACAAACGGUUGGAAGUAAAGGUUUCUGUCUCGGGAAUUUUAUCUCUUCCGGAAUCGGAAAGAGUAACACGAGCAGUAUAUGAUCCAUCGUUCUUUUUGCCGAUCUUCGCGAGCUUGUUUUCAUAUGGGAAUUUGUUGGACUGCCGAAAGCUUAUUGAAAUUAAUGCGCUAGGGUUUAUAGUGGUGUCGCUGUCGUCAACCGUCGAGGAUGUGAGAAAGGCUGGUUACUAUUUGAUGGAUGAAUUUUAUGUUCUUUUGGAGAACGCCAAUUUCCGAGAAAAGAAACAAGUGUUAUUGUUGUUGAAUUCCUUGAAGAAUUCCAUCGUCGAACGCCGCGAUGGCAAGCCACCUCAACGCUUGCCAACGAUAAUAACUGUAUUCUUUGCACAUGCGCUGAACAUAUUUACGAAUCCUGCGCAUUUCAUGUAUCCCUUGAUAAACAAAUUUUUGUUGCAAAGACCUUUGAUAGAUUUGGAGGAUAUUCCCAUGUUCUAUAGUCUCUUUCAUUCCUCGUCCGACAAUCACCAAAAGGAAAGGGUAUGGAUUCUAAGGCUUUUGUCCGCCGGGCUAAAAACCGAUGAAGCACGUUUGGGAUAUAAUAUCCGGGCAUUAUUGUUCGUCUCUCGCCGACAGUGUUUCCUGCAAGCUUGUGAUCGAGGAGUUCCUCUAUCCGACAAGAGGGAUGACGUUGUGUGGUUACUCAACUAUCUCGAUUCUAUUCUCCGAAUAUUCUACCACCUGACGUUGGUUUCAUCCCCAUCAAAACAAAUUUUUACUCCUUACCAUGUUUCAUGCAUUCUUCAAUUCCUUGAACAUUGCGAAUUGCUUGUGACGCCAGAUGUAUUGGCCGCCAACUUACCAUUUCUACCAAUACACAUCAACCAUAAUCGCCGUCCCUCUCAAUCGGAUAGUUUGGACGAACUUUAUGUGUUGGAUCACGAUUUUGUCAAAGUUUAUAGACAGAUUAUCAGAAUGCUGUUUGAAUUGGUGGUCAACAAUAAUAUACAGGACGCAGAACUGGUGGAUAAGAUAAUUUCUAGGACAUUUUUGUUGGGAGUUUCAUCGGAGGCAAGGCAGUGGACCAUUGAAUGCCUUUCGAUGAACCUUUCGAACUGA